Messenger RNA from Hemibagrus wyckioides, 2186 nucleotides. It is a transcript of the gene rnpc3, whose product is annotated as RNA-binding region (RNP1, RRM) containing 3. Lineage: Eukaryota; Metazoa; Chordata; Actinopteri; Siluriformes; Bagridae. Gene Ontology annotation, biological process: mRNA splicing, via spliceosome. Gene Ontology annotation, molecular function: U12 snRNA binding; protein binding; pre-mRNA intronic binding. The coding region runs from base 149 to 1666 and encodes 505 amino acids. The transcript has 16 exons. Gene Ontology annotation, cellular component: U12-type spliceosomal complex. The record is from RefSeq and is a predicted model, not a curated record.
UUAAAAUGGCGGUCUCCCCCCUACAUAAGUGUCCUAUAUAGUGUGUGAUAUAACGGCUUCCAGUGCCGUAUGUAGUGCAUAGGGCGCUAGUAGUGCGAUUUGAGAUACGGCCGCUGGUUGUGGAGCCAAUUUCAACCAGGUGUGAGUCAUGGCGGAGCAGGACGAGGACAGCGUCCACACUAAGUGCAGUAAGACCCUGAUCGUGAGACAUCUUCCUGCAGAGCUGAGCCGCGAGGAGAAGGAGGAGCUGCUGGCGUAUUUCGGCGCCUCGUCAGUGCGUGUUCUCUCCGAUAAAGGCCCUCUGAAACACACUGCUUUUGCCACGUUCUCUAGUGAGACUUCAGCCUCCAGGGCUCUGAGGAGACUCCAUCAGCUGAAGAUUCUGGGACACACGCUGGUCGUGGAGUUCGCCAAAGAUCAAGAUCACGUGGUCGUGUUAAAGAGUCCGAAAGUUUCCGACAGGUUUGCUGAUGAACCAAAUGAAAAGGAGAAGAAGGAGAAUCAGCAGCCGAACGUUCCUCUCAUCGAAACCGGCAUCGCUCCCAGUCUCGGGUUAAAUUUCCAAGCAAAUCCGACACUGAAAUAUUUAUACCCUCCUCCAUCGAGUUCCAUCCUGACGAACAUCUCACACACACUCCUGAGCGUUCCCAAGUUCUACGUUCAGGUUCUUCACCUGAUGAAUAAGAUGAACCUGCCGUGUCCGUUCGGACCCGUAACCACUCCUCCUCCGGUGUACACAAUGCCUCACGAUCCGUCGCCCCUCAUGGUCCCUCCGCCCCCUACGUUACCCCCGGAGAACCCCCCACUGCCUGAGGGCACCAGCGAUGAAGAGUCAGAAUACGAGAGUGGAGAUGAUGAAGACAAAGAGAGGAUGAUCAGAAUGAUGGGGCUCAUUAACCAGCCAUGCAAACGACCUCUGAGAACAAAGAUGGCCGCCACGAGGAAGAAACCCAAGCUUAAGGACCUGCUGUUUACCCCGAAACCUGAACCGCACAGCGUUUCAGGUCCCGCUCUGAGGCCCUCCGACGUGUUCGAGCAGCCGCUCCAUCUCGGACCCAAGAAAAUCGAGUUCCACAUCCCGGCUGAGACGAGUGUGAGAGCGGAGGAGGAGGAAGAGGAAGAAGAGGAGGAAGAGACACGGGAGGAAGCAGCAGACUUAGUGGAGCAGGAAGCAGGAGGGUCGGGAUUUGGGAAGCUGUAUCCCAGCACACAGAGCUGCAGAGAGGAGGAGAGUGGAGAGAAAGAGGAUGAAAUCCCCUCUGAGUUCAUCUCCAGGAGAGAGCUGGAGAAAGGCCGACUCUCCAGAGACGAGAUGAAGAGGAUAUCUGUGUUUAAGAACUACGAACCCGGAGAACCGACAUGCAGGCUUUAUGUGAAGAACAUCGCCAAACAAGUGGAAGAAAAAGAUCUGAAGUAUAUCUACAGCAGGUACAUCGAUACCUCAUCAGAGGAUGAGAGAAACAGGUUUGAUAUUGUUUUAAUGAAGGAGGGAAGAAUGAAAGGUCAAGCCUUCAUUGGGCUCCCCAGUGAGAAAAGUGCAGAGAAGGCCUUGAGGGACACGAAUGGCUACGUCCUACACGACAAGCCCCUAGUGGUUCAAUUUGCUCGAUCGGCGAAACCCAAACAGGACACGGCGGAUUCCAAGACCGGAGCCAAAAAACACUGAGAGGGGUUCAAUAUGACGUCGGUCCACCCUUUGCAGCUAUAACAGCUUCAACUCUUCUGGGAAGGCUGUCCACAAGGUUUAGGAGUGUGUUUAUGGGAAUUUUUGACCAUUCUUCCAGAAGCGCAUUUGUGAGGUCACACACUGAUGUUGGACGAGAAGGCCUGGCUCUCAGUCUCCGCUCUAAUUCAUCCCAAAGGUGUUCUAUCGGGUUGAGGUCAGGACUCUGUGCAGGCCAGUCAAGUUCAUCCACACCAGACUCUGUCAUCCAUGUCUUUAUGGACCUUGCUUUGUGCACUGGUGUGCAGUCAUGUUGGAAGAGGACACAAUGCAGUCAGACAAGUACCGUUCUCCUGGCAACCGCCAAACCCAGACUCGUCCAUCAGAUUGCCAGAUGGAGAAGCGCGAUUCGUCACUCCAGAGAACGCGUCUCCACUGCUCUAGAGUCCAGUGGCGGCGUGCUUUACACCACUGCAUCCGACGCUUUGCAUUGCACUUGGUGAUGUAUGGCUUGGAUGCAGCU